Syngnathoides biaculeatus (alligator pipefish) is the source of this 3004-nucleotide messenger RNA. RefSeq names its product high affinity cGMP-specific 3',5'-cyclic phosphodiesterase 9A-like. The transcript has 14 exons. NCBI's taxonomy places the organism in Eukaryota, Metazoa, Chordata, Actinopteri, Syngnathiformes, Syngnathidae. The coding region runs from base 1117 to 2673 and encodes 518 amino acids. Gene Ontology annotation, molecular function: 3',5'-cyclic-GMP phosphodiesterase activity. The record is from RefSeq and is a predicted model, not a curated record. Gene Ontology annotation, biological process: cGMP catabolic process.
GGUAUGGGAUUCUUUAGAUGAACGCUCAUAUUUGUUUGGCACAGUUUUUACGCCGGAUGCCCUUCCUGACGCAACCCUCCGCAUUUAUCCGGGCUUGGGACCGGCCUACAGAUUGCACUGGUUUGUGCCCCCAUAGGGCUGCAUUGUACAUGGGACAAAUGAUUUCUCUAAUUUACUUUUCAACAGGUUUGUUGAUUCAAAAACAGAUGAAGUGGAAAUUAGGACGUAUUGAACACGAUCAUUGAGGAAGUGUCUUAAAUCAGGAGAUAAGCAAGAAAUGGAACACCUUUGGUUAUGAUAGAUGUGGCCUUUAGGCUGAAAUGGAUCGUGCUUUGAAAGGAGAAAAAUGUGUUCAUGCUUUUGUGACCAUGAGGCUGGAUGACUGGAACUCUUCCUCAAGGGUUGGCGAAGCAAGUCUGUCAAGACCCCCCAGCUGUGACACUGCAGCAUGAGAACUAACCACGAGAAUAGAUUAUAUUUCUCCUGUAGUAGCAAUAGGGGUCUGACAUUCCUGUGUGAAGCUUGCCUGUUCUCCCCAUGCUCACAUGGGUUUUAUCCAGGUACUCUGGCUGCCUCACUCAUUCCAAAACAUAUGGGUUAGGUUCGCUGAAAACUAAACUGUACAAAGAUGUGAACGUGAGUGGUUGUAUGUCGAAAUGAAUCCUGUGAGGGACUUGCAAUCCACCCUGAAUGUACCCGGCCUCUCUCCCAAAGACAGCUAUGAAAGGAUCCAGCUCACCAUGACCCGGAUGGUUUUAUCGUGCUCAAUGUCAUGGCACAGCCAUGUGCUAAUCCCAUCUGAUUUAGUCGGGAAAAGUGGACUAGUUCCCGGAGUGGUUGCCAGUCCGUUCCGGGGCAUUUGUGAAUGGGCCAUUGAGUGGCAAGUGAUUCCACACCAAGUGAACUGGAUGAGCCACUGAACUACAGAAAGAUCUGGUCGGCUGGAUGCAUUGACAACAUCGUGGGGGGGUACUGAAGAUGAAGGGAGGAGAUCGAUUGAUGAAUUGUUGGCUGGACAAAUCAGUGGUGGGAUGGGUAGCCGGCUAGAAGUCUGACUUGGAUGGUGGGUGGGUUUUCUGUCAGCUGCAGGUGCUCUUACAAAAGCUGGGCUUUUACAUGACAGUGUUAAUAGGUCUCAUUUUCAUUCCUGGAGCCGGUUAUAGACCAGCUAGCCUAAAAAUGGCCACCAAAAUAAUUCAUUUCAUGGUUAAUGGGAGAGUGGAACGGGCAGAAUUUGGAGCAGAUUGCACGGCUGAAGAUGUCAAAGACCUGUUUCGAGCAGCAGCAGAGGCGUCUCCUCAUCACAUCCUAAAGCUGUACAAAGCGAACGGCACCAUGGUGAAAAUCUCGCCUAUGCUGGAGCCCAACACCCAGGACUCCUAUUACCGACUGGAGGUGGUGGCAUCUGACUUAAGGAGUGUUACCAUGCCAACUGAUGUGGACAACAUGGAGGACAGGCUAUGUCACCUGGAGACCAAAUUCCUAGAAGAGGCAGGAAACACUCCAGAAAUCAUCAGAGACCUAAAGAGUCAAGUGGAGUCUUUCAAGCGCAAACUUGAGAGCGCCAAGCAUCUGAGCUGGAUGGGCCUGUUCAAGGAUGAGAGCACCCACCAGCUUCCCAAGUUCCCAACAAAAGCCAAAGGAUCUCACUCGAUCUUGGAAGAUGAGCACCAGCAGGUCCGCACAAAGUUCCUCAACAUGAGCUCGCUGCAGGUAACAGAAGAAGUGAGAGAGUAUCUGAAAACUCCCAUUUUUGACAACUGGCAGUGGGAGGAGCCGGAGAUGCUGGUUCUCCUCCAGGUGAUGUUCACCGACCUGGACUUCCUGACAGUGCUCCAUGUCGAGGUGGAAGUCCUCCAGAACUUCCUGUUUGAGGUCUACUGCCACUACAACAACAUCCCCUUCCAUAACUUCCAGCACUGCUUCUGUGUCACCCAAAUGAUGUACGGGCUUAUAUGGCUGACAGACCUCAGGAGCAAAUUGGGUAUGAUGGAUCUUCUGAUCAUGCUGACCUCCGCUCUAUGUCAUGACCUCGACCACCCCGGCUACAACAAUGUCUACCAGAUCAACGCGCAAACUGACUUGGCUCUACGUUACAACGACAUCUCUCCAUUGGAGAACCACCACUGUGCAGUAGCGUUUGGCAUCCUGGCCAAGGACGAGUCCAACAUCCUCAAACAUCUGUCCACAGAGCAGUACAAACACAUGCGAGCAGGAAUGAUCAAGUGCAUUCUGGCCACUGACAUGGCGAGACACAAUGAAAUCCUCAACAAGUUCAAGACCAUCCAGCCUGUCUUUGACUUCAGUAACAAGGAUCACAAGGAAGUGCUUAUGAAAAUAAUGGUGAAGGUGAGCGACAUCUCCAACGAGGCCAGGCCGAUGGCGGUGGCCGAGCCCUGGCUUGACUGUCUCCUGCAGGAAUUCUUUAACCAGAGUGACACAGAAAAACUCAAAGGGCUUCCAGUGACACCAUUCAUGGACCGCGACAAAGUAUCCAAGCCGUCCUCCCAGACCAGUUUCAUUCGCUUUGUCCUGGUGCCACUCUUCACAGAACUAACAAAGCUCUUUCCUUGUCUGGAGCAACAUAUUCUGGAGCCAGUGAAGCGAGCCCUAGAGUACUACUCGGACCUGGAGAGAGCCACGCAGCAGGGGGAGACCGCCAGCAAACCCUGAUGAGACGUCAAAAACAAAAAUGUUUGAGCUGCGUUAGAUGGGAAGUACAAAACAAUAUAAGGAAUUGUGAAACACAUUUCAGAAAAUACGCAAGCAAAAACUGAACCACUUUUACAUUUGACAAACUUACAAAAUGCCCACAACCCUCAGGAGGAUAAGUGAUAUGGACAAUGAAUGAGUGAAUGGAAAAUUAACAACGCAACUUUACAUUUCCGGGAACAAAUUAACAAAAAGAACAACCCCCCCAAAAAAAAAAGACAAAAUCCAAAAACACAUUACAAGUGACAAAAACCGUCAGGACAUGCUCUUCUCCAAUACUACAUACCUGCUC